AUGUCGGAAGAAGCAAAAAGAGAAAUAGCAGAGUCACUGAGUCUUAACACUUUUUGCAUGGAACGCAUUGGUAUUUCUUUUGAGAGUCCCAAAAGUAAUAUUGCUAAUGUACGUCAGAAAUUGAUGUUCGUGUUGUCUGUGUGGGGAAUCUGCUAUCAUGUGUUUAGCGAGAUCGCUUACAUAUGCUUGACUUUGACCAAGUCACCCCGAGUUGAAGACGUUGUACCACUUUUUCACACUUUUGGCUACGGAGCCCUCAGUAUUACCAAGUUAUUCGUCUUGUGGUACAAGAAAAAUGUAUUCAAACAACUCAUUUUCGAGUUGGCAGGUAUUUGGCCUCUACCUCCACUGGAUGAUGAUGGCCAAUCUACCAAAAAUAAAAGCUUAGCUGCUUUGCGUAUGACCCAUCGAUGGUACUUCGCCGUUAAUGUUUUAGGUGUUUGGUUUUACAACUUGACGCCGAUCGGCAUAUACUUCUACCGGAAAUGGCAAGGACUGGAUGUGGAGAUGGGUUACGUGUGGGUUUCCUGGUAUCCUUUUGACAAACACAUGCCUUACGCGCAUUUUGCUGUCUAUAUUUUUGAGAUGUUUGCAGGACAAGUAAGCGUUUUUAUUAUGGUGAGCACAGACCUGCUGUUCUCCAGUAUGGCCAGCCACAUCAGUCUUUUGUUACGAUUGCUGCAUCGGCGACUAGAGGCACUGGCAACUACAAAUAAAACAGAACAUGAGCAGUUUGACGAAAUCUCCGCUAACAUCAAGCUGCAUCAGAGACUCAUCAGGUACUGUAAUGACUUGGAAUCGGCAUUUUCUCUGUCAAAUCUAGUGAAUGUUGUUCUUAGCUCCAUCAACAUCUGCUGUGUUGUAUUCGUUAUUGUUCUACUGGAACCAUUUCUGAAUGUCAGCAAUAAACUGUUUCUGGGCUCAGUGCUCAUUCAAAUCGGAAUGUUGUGUUGGUAUGCUGAUGACAUCUUUCAAGCGAACCUCAAAGUCUCAGCGGCGGCUUACAACAGCGGCUGGUAUCACACUAGUCCACGCUGUCGUCGUGCAAUACUGUUCGUCAUACAGAGGGCACAAAAACCUAUUGCGUUUACAGCAAUGGGUUUUACUAACAUAACUCUCGUAACUUAUUCGGCAAUACUGACGAGGUCUUAUUCGUAUUUCGCCCUUUUGUACACCAUGUACAACAAAGGGUAA
Molecule: messenger RNA, 1194 nt
Organism: Chilo suppressalis (striped riceborer)
Lineage: Eukaryota; Metazoa; Arthropoda; Insecta; Lepidoptera; Crambidae
Source: the annotation of a GenBank genome assembly